AUGUUGCGUUUGUUCGCGUCUGUUGCGCGUCCUGUUGCGCUUCCUAUGAAGCGGACCUUCUUUCCUGCAGCUCACAUGCGACAGUUUGGUUCUACGCCAAUUCGGGCGAGCUUCUGGGAUAACAUUCUUCCGCUUAUCCAGGGAAACCGCCGCGAGCGGCAACUCCAGCGGAAGCAAGGUGGCUUGUUGCAAGAGGACAUAGAACGCGUACAGCGUGAUCAACGAAGAGAUGAAAUGAUGGCUGCGCAGUCUUCCACGGGUGAUAUGUUGAUCGACGAUGCCAUGGACGCGCCUGAAUUUCGUCAAGAAAAUGUCCGACGUCAGGCGACCGAAGAAAAACGUCAGAAGCGCUUGCUUCGAAAGAGAUGGGGCGGAACGACAGAACUCGGUGGUCCAGAAAAGCUUGAGCAUAAGUAUAGCACGGCCGUCUUCCGUAUUAGUCCACGCAAGCUGAAUAUGUUGGCACACCAGAUUUCUGGCAAGCCUAUCGACUUUGCGAUCCUGCAGAUGCAAUUCAGUGCUAAGCGCGCUGCUCGCCGUGUGCGAGCGACGUUAGCACUGGCACGCGAUCACGCCGAAGCCAAGGGAAUGGAUCCACGUCGCCUUAUCGUGUCGGAGGCUUGGGUCACCAAAGGACUGUACAUGAAACGCUUGGAGAUCAAAGGACGUGGCCGUUUUGGUAUACUUGAGCAUCCUCAAGCGCGCCUCAGCAUCAUACUACGUCCUGGGAAGUCCACCAGUGCUCGGGAACGGGAGACUAUUGUCAAGGCUCGUCGCCAUGUCCGAAGCCUCGGAAGUGGCGGCGUUGUACGUGGCAGUCCAAAAAUUGUGAACGGCUUCCAGCGCCCUGGCUGGGCCUGGUAG
This is a messenger RNA of Malassezia globosa CBS 7966, 864 nucleotides long. RefSeq lists its product as uncharacterized. Gene Ontology annotation, molecular function: structural constituent of ribosome. Bases 1 to 864 code for a protein of 287 amino acids. Gene Ontology annotation, biological process: translation. Lineage: Eukaryota; Fungi; Basidiomycota; Malasseziomycetes; Malasseziales; Malasseziaceae. The record is from RefSeq and is a predicted model, not a curated record. The transcript has a single exon. Gene Ontology annotation, cellular component: ribosome; mitochondrial large ribosomal subunit.